Penicillium paradoxum is the source of this 1362-nucleotide messenger RNA. RefSeq names its product putative DNA 3'-phosphatase Tpp1. Gene Ontology annotation, molecular function: polynucleotide 3'-phosphatase activity; double-stranded DNA binding; ATP-dependent polydeoxyribonucleotide 5'-hydroxyl-kinase activity. Bases 1 to 1362 code for a protein of 453 amino acids. NCBI's taxonomy places the organism in Eukaryota, Fungi, Ascomycota, Eurotiomycetes, Eurotiales, Aspergillaceae. The record is from RefSeq and is a predicted model, not a curated record. The transcript has 8 exons. Gene Ontology annotation, biological process: DNA repair.
AUGGCCGAGGGGGCAGUCAAGAGGAGUGCCUCCCCCACUCAAGCCAUCUCUCCACCACCACUGCGCCGAAAGGCUGACCCGACAGUAAUCAAGAAAUCUGCGGCAAACUUCUUCACUCCGACCUCACAGAAGAAACCCCAACCGAUCACAUGGCGCGUCAUCGGCACAAGUGUGGUCAUCGGAAAGCAGAUAAUUGGCAAGGCAGGCCCUGUUACCGACAAACAGCGCCGAAUUGCUGGCUUUGACUUGGAUUCGACAUUAAUCAAAACGAAAUCGGGCAAUGUCUUCCCCAAAUCUGCCACCGAUUGGCAAUGGUGGAACGCUAAGGUUCCAGCCCGUCUAAAGGAACUCAAUGCCGAAGGCUUCCAAGUCGUCAUUUUCUCAAACCAAAAGAAGAUCAGUGUCCAGAAGGAUAUUAAAGGUGGACGAAGUGACUCAAAGAGUCUUUCCAACUUCAAAGAAAAGUUGACCGCCGUCAUGACGGAACUGGAUUUCCCAGUGAGCGUCUACGCGGCAACAACCGACCCUGAAUAUAGGAAACCCCGUCUCGGGAUGUGGCGCGAAUUCCUUGACGAUUAUGAUCUUGACGUUGCGGGCGUUGACUUGCCAGCAUCGGUUUUCGUUGGGGAUGCUGCUGGAAGGCCAGGGGAUCAUUCGGCAGUGGAUAGGGGACUUGCUACCAACAUCGGUAUGCCGUUCAAAACUCCAGAGGAAUUCUUCCUUGGACAGACUACGGAACCGGCGCCGAAGAUAUUUGAUCCAAUGUCCUUUGUGAAAGCGGAUCUCGAAGAGCCGACCAAACCAUUUACUCGCAAGCACCCGCUUGAACUUGUGGUUUUCUGUGGCAGCCCAGGUGCCGGAAAGUCCACUUUCUACUGGAACCACCUAGAACCUCUAGGUUAUGAACGAGUGAAUCAAGAUCUUUUGAAAACGGUACUUGUCCCACUCGACAGUGAAGGGAGUGAAUCAAAUACUGAUGAACUGUUACAGCGCCCGAAAUGUCUCAAGGUUGCUCGUGAGCACCUAGAGGCCAAAAAGUCCGUGGCUGUCGACAACACCAACGCUGACCCAGAAACGCGAGCCCACUGGACGGCUCUUGCGAAAGAGUUCAAGAUUCCUGUCCGCUGCGUACAAUUCAUCUCGACGCCUGACCUAUGCCGACACAACAACGCGGUCCGCGCAUCUAACAAAGAAUUGAACCCCGAAUCCCGAACCUCUUUACCCGGCAUCGCCUUCGGCGACUUCGGCCGUCGUUUCCGCGCACCAACCCUGGACGAGGGCUUUGACGACAUCAUCCCAGUUGAGUUCAAGUUCCGCGGUAGCGAAGAAGAAAAGCGGCUUUGGAGCCAGUACUGGAUUUAA